GGGUUUAUUUCAGAUUUAUAGCUAGGGUUUAACAAGCUGUCUCUUGUGAAAUACACUACAACAAUGGCGGAAGAAGCAAAAACCCAGAUAAUUGACGAGACUAAUAAGGACCCAUCUGCACAAGACAUGGAGCUUGAACCUCAGGCGCCUGUAUCCGAUCAAACUGACGGCGAUGUGGCUGAGAACGGUGGCAAACGAAAGAGAGAUGAUGCUGAUGAAUCAGAGGAUCAGAAUGGUGAAGGGGAAAACGGGUCGGGUUUAAAAGGCCCGGUGAAAUUGGGGUUCAAGAGUUUUGCAACAGCUGUUGAGAUGUUUGAUUAUUUCUUCGCUUUCUUGCAUAGUUGGUCCCCAAAUAUUAAUAUCAACAAGUAUGAGCACGUGAUGUUGCUUGAGUUGCUGCAGAAGGGUCAUCAGGAGCCAGAGAAGAAAAUCGGUGAUGGUAUUAGUUCCUUCCAAGUCCGGUAUCAUCCAGAAUUCAAAAGUCGUUGUUUCUUCCUAAUUAGGAAUGACGAUUCUGUUGACGAUUUCAGCUUCAGGAAGUGUGUGGACCACAUACUUCCUCUGCCAGAAAACAUGCAGCUGAAACCUGAUGUCAACAAAGCACUAGGUGGACGCGGUGGUGGUGGAAGAGGUUGGCGUGGUCGUGGCCGCGGAAGAGGUGGUAAACCUAGAAAUUGAGAUGGCAAUAUCAUUCUAGUGCUAGGCAGUUGUGUUAUUUUUGCUGUGUAACAUUAUCUAUCAUGUUAUUUAAAUUUUGAACUGUCAGGAACAAAUGAUACUUGAGGUACUGUUUUUCUUUUAUCUUAUUGUUCAAUUUCUCUUUC
Messenger RNA from Daucus carota subsp. sativus, 824 nucleotides. RefSeq names its product protein EMBRYO DEFECTIVE 514. Gene Ontology annotation, biological process: nucleologenesis; chloroplast organization; chloroplast rRNA processing. NCBI's taxonomy places the organism in Eukaryota, Viridiplantae, Streptophyta, Magnoliopsida, Apiales, Apiaceae. The coding region runs from base 64 to 678 and encodes 204 amino acids. Gene Ontology annotation, cellular component: chloroplast; nucleus. The record is from RefSeq and is a predicted model, not a curated record. The transcript has 2 exons.